AUGAGCAGUGCUCUCCCCCUUUCUAGCGCUGACCUGCCAGGUGCAGGUCUUUCGACCGCCUCUACUUCUACUUCUCCUCCAGCGAUUUCGAGCCCCGUCGUGCCGGCCGCGGUGGGGAGCAGCGGCAUCUCCACAUCUGCCGCGCUUGCUUCCUUGGUCGAUCCUCGUAAAUCACCAGUAGCAUCAUCCACGAUCUCGAGCGCCGCUAUCGCCGGCUCAAGUCCGAGCGCGUCCUUUUCCGGCGUCGCCCUCCCUACGGAGGCUCGGUCGGUCGUCGCGCCCAACAUCUCCAAGCUGGCAGCAGGCGCAGGUGGUGAGGAGGGCGGCAACAGGGUAAUCACUGUGGGCGCCAUCACCCAGGGGCAGGGGGUGUUGGUAGGGCAGAGUGCGUCGGCGAUCGUGGCGGCGGUGGAGAGCGCGGUGGUGCCUGCGCCGUCGCAGUUUGGGGUGUCCGCGGGGCGGGUCCAGACGGUCUCUUUUCAGCCUCCACCAGCAUCUGCCAUUUCUGGGCUCAACACUUCGUCCUCUCAGCCUACAUUGUCUACUACCACGUCAACCUUUACGCCGUUCUUCUCGCCCCUUCCCUCAGCUUCGAUGGUCUCGAUGGAGCGAAUUGAGUCGCCUCCGGCCGUCAAUAUCUUCAAUCCCGAGAACAAGCUUUUCCCGCUCGGUAUCACAGCUGUUUCUAUCGCAGGCAUCUUCAUCGCUAUCCUAUCUACAUUCCUCGUCAUCCGCUUCUCGGGCUGUACCAAGCGACGCCGGUUCGAUAAACGCCAACCCAUCCCCUCCUUCAUCGACGUCGCCGACCGGGACAUCUCUUCGUCGUUCCACGACCGGUCGAUAUAUCGGGACAAUGCAUCGUACGGCUCCAGUGCACGCGCUGGGGUGGACGCGGAGAAGGGACUGGGACCUGGCGGGUCGGAUAGUCGAUACCCCGCCAUGCCUACCAGAGGGGGAUGGGAUGGGUCUGCUCCGCCUCAUGUCGGCGUCGCAUCCACCACGGCUGCUGCCCAAGCGCCUACCGCUCCCUCCACGCGCGGAUACUCGGCAUACGAAGCUUUCUUCUUCCCCUCUACUUCCCCUCCUGGAUCGCGCGAUCUCACCCCUUCUCCCCCUCAUCGCCCAAACAAAGGCAGCGGCAAUGUCAACAACCUCGGACCCAAGACUCAGCUCCACGAUAGCCCCGUUCCUUCCUUCCAGACCCCCAGCGACGUCAACGGAGACGGAAGCGCCAUCAACCCCUUCUUUCCUACCGGCCACACUGAGCUUCGGCUCGCUAACCCCGAUCUCAGCCGCCAGACCACUCCCGUCACCUAUACCAACCCCUUCCAGUCCCCAUCCGACCGGCAGCGGGAGGGCACGACGCCGCUCCAACCUGGCCGAUUACAGGGCUUCGUUCCUGCUUCUCCACCCCGCGCAAAGGCCAACGUACGCGAUUCGGUGUCGUCCAUCUCGUCCUUUGAUAGCAGCACCAGCUCGCGUUCGGCAUACAGCCAAGUGACGCGCGCGGGGAUGCCGGGGGCGAGGGUCAUCAUGUUCCCGCCUGCGCCGAGCUUCAUGCAGCCGCUCGCGGGGGCGGGAUCGGGGUGGAGGGACAGGGAUAGAGUGGGGUCGUUGGAUGUGCCGAAGGAUGCGGUGAGCCGGCCGGGGAGUGGGGAUGUGUGGACGAGGAGGGAGUAA
Dioszegia hungarica is the source of this 1680-nucleotide messenger RNA. RefSeq lists its product as uncharacterized. The record is from RefSeq and is a predicted model, not a curated record. NCBI's taxonomy places the organism in Eukaryota, Fungi, Basidiomycota, Tremellomycetes, Tremellales, Bulleribasidiaceae. The coding region runs from base 1 to 1680 and encodes 559 amino acids. The transcript is spliced from 3 exons.